This is a messenger RNA of Aethina tumida (small hive beetle), 1887 nucleotides long. RefSeq names its product neuralized-like protein 2. Gene Ontology annotation, biological process: intracellular signal transduction. Bases 197 to 961 code for a protein of 254 amino acids. The transcript is spliced from 2 exons. The record is from RefSeq and is a predicted model, not a curated record. Lineage: Eukaryota; Metazoa; Arthropoda; Insecta; Coleoptera; Nitidulidae. Gene Ontology annotation, molecular function: ubiquitin protein ligase activity.
UAAUAAACAAGAGAGAAUUUAACUUUUGCUCUUUGUGAUUUCGAAUGCAUUUACAUGAAAGUGAAUAAGAAAGAAAAUGGUGACAAUCCCUGUUUCAGGACGAACAGCUGCCUAGGAUAAUGGAAAUUGUUGCAAUGUAAUAUUUUAUUUAUGAAAAUAUGUUUUUGUCAUCACCUAAACUAAAAACAUUGUAAACAUGGGUUCAAAAAAUUUAAUAACACGAUUUCAUCCCUGUCAUGGUGAGAACAUUGUCCUGCUUGAGGACAAAACAGUAGCAUACAGAAGAAUGAGCUUUGCAAAUGCAGUAACAUUUAGUGAGAAACCUUUACAGCCUGGUGAAAUAUUUCUUUUGGAAAUCGAAAAGAAUGAAUCAGGCUGGAGUGGGCACAUGAGACUCGGCCUGACACAACUAGACCCCCUUACAAUAUAUCACACAGGUAAAAUUCCUCCUUAUGCCCUACCGGACCUGCCAGAUAUUGGUUCAUCUUGGAUUUAUGGAAUUAGUAAGGCACACAACAGUGUUUUCGACUACAGUGAUGACAAUGGCAGGAGGUGCAUAAAAAAAGGAUCUGAUGUACUAAAAAUGAGUGACUUAAAUAGUACACAUAUGGGUUUGCUUAAACCAAACAAGUCCUCUAAGGUUAUUUUACCAACAGAUGCAGGGAGUCGAAUUGGGGUGAUGUAUGUCCCCACUAGUGAACAUGAAGCAGACAUGCAUUAUAUAAUUAAUGGGGAAGACCAAGGAGCUUGUGUCAAAAGAAUUCCAUUUACAAAUGCUCCCUUAUAUGUAGUUGUUGAUGUUUAUGGUACCACAAAGAAAGUUAGAAUCAUACAGUUGUAUGUUGUUCCUAGUUUACAAGCUGCUUGCCGAGAAGCCAUACUGCAGAACAUAACUAAAAAGGCUGUUUCUUCUUUACCUCUACCAAAACUACUGAAGAAGUAUUUACUCUAUGAAUCCUAACUGUAUUGUCUCCAAGGCACACCACCAUUGGAGCCCCAUCUGUAUAAUUACACUGACUCAUUAAAUUAUGCUGAGUUUGUCAUGACUAUUUAAACAAACUUUUAUUUAACAUAACAACAGAUUUCUUGAAGUGUUCUGCAACAGUGGUUUAACUUACCCUUUAUUUUGUUGUUAAUUAUGUACAUAUAAACUGUGCCAGACAAAUAUUGGCAUUUUUUGACUAUUAUAUGAAUUUAUUCUAUGUGUAGAAUAUUAAAAAAUAAUAAUAUAUAGGUAGAAACACUGUUAAAUUCAAUUAAUUAGUUUUUCUCAUUAUUUAACAAAUUUUGGAUGAUAUGAAAAACAAUUUUAUAAUAGUGUUUCUAUCUUAAAUAAGUCACACUAUGUUCUUUUUUAAUUAGUUUUUAAGUGUUAUGAGUAUGUAAAGGUGAUUGACUGAUGUUUCUACAUGAGACACAAAUUGUAAUUUAAACCACCAUUGCUGCUACUUAUUUAUUUCAAAUUUAAGAAAGUUUCUUCUUAUGAUUAUAUAAAACUUUAAGUGGUGCUAUGUUUAUUUAAAAGUUUGUUUAACAAAACAGGACCUAAAUUGUUGUAAUUUGAAUUGAAAUGAAAUUGUGAAUAUAAGUUAUUACCUGUAUAUGUAUAUUGUAAAUUAACCCCUAAUGAUCCAUUCCAAUACGUGUAUUUUUAAAGCAUGCAAAUUGUUUAUUCCUUCCUCCACUACUUGUAUGGUAUCAUAUCUAAGGAACAAAACAUUUUACAAUUAAUACAUAUAUGUUAAUUAUCAAAUUACGUUGAUAGAGUUGUUCUUUAUUUUCUACACCUUCACUUUGAUAUUAAAUAUUAAUAAUUUUGUAUAUUGAUAUUAUUUAGUACAUAUUUUUACUUACUCUCUAAUAUGAAUAAAAUUUGUUUUUGUAAAA